Messenger RNA from Electrophorus electricus (electric eel), 2025 nucleotides. Its product is annotated as ubiquitin-conjugating enzyme E2 J2. NCBI's taxonomy places the organism in Eukaryota, Metazoa, Chordata, Actinopteri, Gymnotiformes, Gymnotidae. The record is from RefSeq and is a predicted model, not a curated record.
CAAAGACUACUCAUUUUUUAGCACCAACUAUUUCUGAUAUCUGGUAUAAAUUUGCGACUUAAAUUGUGUAUUAACUUAUACAGUAGCUAACGAAGGAUUAAUGUGACAAAUUUGACAGUUUUAAAUCAGCAAGUCUCUAUGUGUGUUUAGCUCACUCUGGAGUACGCAUGACUGGGAAGGACACGUUUCCAGUUACACAAUAUGGUUUUGGUUUUUUAAACAAAUACAAAUGUAGCUAGCUAGCUAGAUUAUUGGCUCUUAGAUGAUGUUUUUGGUGAGCAAACUUCGCUUUACCGGUGGUGUAAACCAAAUCAUCCCAACAAACCUUUGCACAAUAUGAACAAAGUGUACAGGAAGCGGCUUAGACAGCCGUGAGGUAAAUACGAGGUUAGCUCAGCGGCUAACCAAGUAAAACAACCGCAUUCUUUAGCACGAUUGACAAAAAUAACGCCUACCUGUCGUUAGACCUCAACAUAUUUCUUUGGAAUUCAAAAGAUGAGUAGCAACGGGAAUAAGAGAGCACCAACAACAGCAACCCAGCGACUAAAACAAGACUACCUCAGAAUAAAGAAAGACCCUGUGCCUUACAUCUGUGCUGAGCCACUUCCCUCUAAUAUUUUAGAAUGGCACUAUGUGGUUCGGGGACCAGAGAAAACAGCAUAUGAAGGGGGUUAUUAUCAUGGAAAGUUGCUAUUUCCACGUGAAUUUCCUUUCAAACCACCUAGUAUUUACAUGAUAACCCCAAAUGGGAGAUUCAAGUGCAACACAAGGUUAUGCCUUUCCAUUACUGACUUCCACCCAGACACGUGGAACCCUGCUUGGUCUGUUUCCACCAUCCUGACGGGGCUGCUGAGUUUUAUGGUUGAGAAAGGUCCCACACUUGGAAGCAUUGAGACAUCCGAUUACACUAAAAGACAGCUGUCUGCACAAAGUCUGGCUUUCAACUUGAAGGACAAAACCUUUUGUGAGCUGUUUCCAUAUGUUGUUGAUGAGAUCAAGCAGAAACUAAGGACUCAAGAAGAACUUAGUUCACGACCACAGGCCCUCCCUCUCCCAGAUGUCGUGCCAGACGGGGACCAAGGCCACUACGGACUGCCAGCCCUGAACGGGCACGCGCCUGUGGGGAUAGCGGCAGCUCGUCAACCCCGUGCCCUCCAGCAGGCUAACCGCAACCAUGGACUCCUCGGUGGAGCGCUGGCAAACUUGUUUGUAAUCGUUGGCUUCGCUGCCUUUGCUUACACAGUAAAGUAUGUUCUCCGGAGCAUAGCCCAGGAAUGAGGAAGGACCUACUGGGGCAGGGACUACGUGAGUGCGUGUCAGGCCACCGGUGUGAGCUCCCAUACCGGCCAGUAAAAACUGCAAGAACUGACAAACCGGAUCCACCUUUCUAAGAAGCAGAGGAAUAUGAGAGUUCUGAUGCCCAACAGUGAUGCAAUGGAAGAUGUCUCGCAAGUUUUGUCUGAACAUAGUUCACCAUGUUUGGCAGACUUCAGAGCAUUCUACACAUUAAUUAAAACAAAAAAAAAACAACCCAUUGACACAGUGUGCUCUCAUGGCCAAUUACCUGAGGCAAUGUUCUCUCUUCAGUCAUGUUGCAAAAGAAAAGACCAGAGUUUGGCAAUUUUUAUCAUGCUUUGAUAACCCUAUGCCAAUUUGAACUGGGAAAUUAUCCGUUCCCACCAGACUUCCAUUUACUUUAUGGUGUUUCUUAUUUGUCUGUCUCCAUAUAUCUACGUUGCCUUCCAGUUUUUACGUAAUGGUUAAUUACCAAAAUUAAAUAUGCUUUUGUGGCAGAUUUCAUUGUAUACACCAAAUAUCUCCUGCUGUGUGAUUUGCUCGGGGGUGAAGUGUUUAAAGUGAAACUGUUUUUAAUACAACAGUGAAAAUCCCUUUUUCUUAUUUAUUUUUAAAGGCAGCCAUUAUCAGUUAUAUUAUGGCUAUUUGAUUAGAAUUUCUCCAGUGUAACAUUUUCAAAAUAGAUGUGGGAGGUGAAUAUUUCUACUAAUAAAUGGCUUAAAAUACAGA